AUUUAAGCAUUGGGCCCGAGAGCAAGCUGGCGGGGCGUUCGUUCUUCUCCCGUGUCCUCGCGAGCUGAGUGUCGACGGAGCAGUAUGAGCAGCUUGUUACGCCGCCUCGAAGUCUCCCAUAAACGCGGGUUGAGCCACAGUCAGACGUUCUUGGAGAACGAAGAUCUGCUCCCGGUACCCGCAGAGCAGAGGACAUGGGACAAAUGGAACUUUGUAGCAUUCUGGAUCGCUGAUAGUUUCAAUGUCAAUACAUGGAUGAUCGUAUCCUCCAUGAUCCAGCUCGGGAUGUCCUGGUGGCAGGCGUGGAUCUGCGUGUGGAUCGGGUACGGGGUUGCCGCGCCCUUCCUUGUUCUGAAUGCGCGCCCGGGCGCGGUGCACCACGUCACGUUCCCGGUGGUCGCCCGGACGAGCUUCGGGUUGUGGGGAUCGCUGUGGACAACGCUGAACCGAGGCGUGAUGGCUUGUAUAUGGUAUGGCGUGCAAGCUUCCAUAGGAGGGAGCUGCAUGCUUGUCAUGCUGCGAGCUAUGUGGCCUAGCAUCAAUAACAUACCAAACCAUCUCCCCGCGUCAUCGGGCACGACCUCGCGCGAUUUCCUGGGCUUCUUCCUCUUCUGGCUGAUCUCCCUCCCGGCGAUCUGGUUCCCCGUGCACAAAAUCCGCCACCUCUUCACGGUCAAGUCCAUCGUGGUCCCGAUAGCCGCCAUCGUCUUCUUCGUGUGGUGCAUCGUGAAGGCUAAGGGCGUAGGCCCGAUCGUGCGCCAGCCAGCCACGAUCCACGGGUCGGAGCUCGGGUGGGCGAUGGUGACGAGCCUCAUGUCGUGCAUCAGCAAUAUGGCGACGCUCGUUGUGAAUGGCCCGGACUUCGCAUCCCGCGCGAGCCGCCCGUCCGCAGCGGUGCUCCCGCAGCUGAUCACGAUCCCGCUGGCGACGUCGAUCAUUAGCUUCAUCGGGAUCAUCGUGAGCUCGUCGUCGCAGGUCAUCUACGGGGAGGCGGUGUGGUCGCCCAUCGACCUCCUGGGGAUGUUCUUGGAUGGAGAGCCGUCCCACGCAACGCGGUUUGGUGUUUGGUUCAUUGCCGCUUCAUUCAUAAUCGCGCAGGUCAGGACCAACAUAUCGGCGAACUCGGUCAGCGCAGGCUGUGAUCUGACCUCGCUGUGCCCACGAUAUAUCAAUAUCCGGCGAGGGGGGUAUAUCGCUGCCAUAGUUGGGCUAUGCAUGUGCCCGUGGAAUCUGCUCAGGAGCAGCAACAAUUUCACCACGUAUUUGUCGGCGUACUCGGUUUUCCUGAGUUCCAUCGCGGGAGUAAUGAUCACCGAAUAUUGGAUCAUUCGGCGGGGGCAUUACCGAGUUGCUGACCUGUACUCUACUCGACGAGAUGGGUGGUAUUGGUACACUUUCGGAAUCAAUCCUAGAGCGUAUGCCGCAUAUAUCUCGGGAAUCCUCAUCAAUGUUGUCGGCUUCGCUGGAGUUACGGGCCAAACCGUCCCUCUCGCGGCUACCAGGAUUUAUCAAAUGUCGUUCUUCACCGGCUUCGGGGUCUCGGCACUCGUAUACUGGUUGCUGAACCGCGUGUUCCCCGCACCCGGCGCGUCACGUAAGUUCGAGGAAGUUGAUGUAUCCGAGCAGGUGGACAGCCCUGCGUACUCCCGGGAAGAAUCCGAUGCUGAGAGUAAGAGCAUGGGGAAGAAGAGUAUUGAGGAUGUCGAAGUGCGUGCCGUCUAG
Molecule: messenger RNA, 1722 nt
Organism: Gloeophyllum trabeum ATCC 11539
Lineage: Eukaryota; Fungi; Basidiomycota; Agaricomycetes; Gloeophyllales; Gloeophyllaceae
Product: uridine permease Fui1
Exons: 14
Coding region: 85-1722 (545 amino acids)
Biological process (GO): transmembrane transport; nucleobase transport
Cellular component (GO): plasma membrane
Molecular function (GO): nucleobase transmembrane transporter activity
Source: RefSeq, a predicted model, not a curated record